This is a messenger RNA of Tribolium castaneum (red flour beetle), 3403 nucleotides long. Its product is annotated as cytochrome P450 6BQ6. The coding region runs from base 56 to 3268 and encodes 1070 amino acids. NCBI's taxonomy places the organism in Eukaryota, Metazoa, Arthropoda, Insecta, Coleoptera, Tenebrionidae. Gene Ontology annotation, molecular function: heme binding; iron ion binding; oxidoreductase activity, acting on paired donors, with incorporation or reduction of molecular oxygen. The transcript has 6 exons. The record is from RefSeq and is a predicted model, not a curated record.
UUUUCGAUUAGUUUUUGCAAAAUCGAAUUGUUCUAGUACACAAUUAGCCUCAAACAUGAAUACACUUCUUCAUAAUUUCGUCUACGACUUCGUUGCCCUUUUUGCAACAGUUUUAAUCGGUGUUCUACUUUACUACAAAUGGAAAUUUACGUAUUGGGCCAAAGUUGGUUUACCUACUCUCGCACCUACAUUUCCUUUUGGGGACGCGAAAGAAGUAAUGCUCGGACGUUUAACUUUCGGUGAGCAAUUUCUAGAAUUCUAUAAAAAAUUCAGAGCAAAUGGAUUUAAACACGGUGGUGUGUAUUUCUGUCUACAACAAUUUUAUGUCCCUGUUGACCCAGAAAUUAUAAAACACAUCAUGCAGAAAGAUUUUCACCACUUCAUGAACCAUGGAAAUUACUUUGAUUCGGAAAAUGACCCUUUAAGUGGCCAUUUAUUCAAUUUAGAAGACAAUAAAUGGAAAAAUAUGCGAGUGAAACUAACUCCGACUUUUACUUCGGGAAAAAUCAAAAUGAUGUUUCAAACCUUGGCUGAUUGUGCCUCUGGUCUUAACACCAUCAUGGAUGAAGCAGCAAAAAAUCAAACAUCGUUGGAUAUCAAAGACAUUUUAGCUCGAUUCACCACCGAUGUGAUCGGUUCAGUUGCAUUUGGCCUCGAAUGCAACAGCCUUAAAGACCCAGACGCCGAGUUCCGAAAAUUCGGAAAACGGAUAUUUCAAAUCGAUGUCCUGGACCGAAUAAAAAUCCUUCUACAACUGAUUUUUCCCCGAAAUGUUUUACAAACCAUGAAGAUGAAAACAACCAAAUCGGAAGUGGAAGAAUUUUUCAUGAAAGCAAUUCGCGACACAGUGAACUACCGCGAAAAAAACAACGUUUAUAGAAAGGACUUUAUGCAUUUACUUAUCCAGCUCAAGAAUCGAGGAGCUGUGACAGACGAUGGUAACAUAACGAGCGACCAGAGCAAAACUGAUAAAGCUUUAUCACUGAAUGAACUCGCUGCCCAAGCGUUUGUAUUUUUUAUCGCCGGAUUUGAAACGUCAUCAACGACCAUGACGUUCGCUUUGUAUGAAAUCGCGAGUAAUCCUCAAGUACAAGAAAAACUAAGAGAAGAAAUUGUCACAACUUUGUCGAAAUACAACGGUGAAUUGAACUAUAAUGCAAUGAUGGAAAUGACUUACAUGGAAAAAGUCAUCUUUGAAACUUUGCGCAAAUAUCCACCUUUGCCACUACUAACCCGUCAAUGUACCAAAGACUACCUUAUACCAAAUACAACAAUUCGGUUAAAAAAAGGCGACAUGGUUGGUAUUGCGGCCCAAGCCCUACAUUACGAUCCUGAAUACCAUCCUGAUCCUGAAAAAUUUGACCCUGAACGAUUUUCCGAAGAAAAUAAGAGCAAACGUCCUGAUUUUACGUGGAUACCGUUUGGUGAAGGACCUCGACUUUGCAUAGGACUACGAUUCGGAAUGCUUCAAAGUAAAGUAGGUCUGACAACUCUUCUCCGUAAUUAUAAAAUUGCUCUGAACAAAAAAACCAAAGUACCGUUGGAAAUGGAUAAAAAAGCUUUCGUUUCAUCGCCCGAGGGUGGUGUCUGGUUAGACGUCGAAAAAUUAGAUUUUUUAAUAACAGUCAUCACUCGCAAAUUCAAGGUGAAUGAGUUAGCGGAGUGUUUUUUUUUGUGCAAAGUUAUAAAUAUUUCUGCAACCAGAAUGACUUUCAUGACAGAAUCCCUAAUUUUUGAUAUCGUUACCAUUAUUUCAACAAUUGUGGUACUGACCAUCGCUUUUUGGAAAUGGAAACUGUCUUAUUGGGACCGUGUAGGACUACCAACUUUAUCACCGAUUCUAUUUUUUGGCGAUACAAAAGAUGUACUAUUGGGACGAUUAACUUUUGGUGAACAGUUCCAAGAACUGUACAAAAAACUUAAAGCAAAGGGACUCAAACAUGGAGGUGUUUACCUUGGAACUCGACCAUUUUACCUUCCGACCGACCCUGAAAUUAUCAAGCAUAUCUGGCAAAAAGAUUUCCAACAUUUCGUUAACCAUGGCAAUUAUUUCGACGAAGAGGCCGAUCCAUUAAGUGGACAUUUGUUCAAUUUAGAAGACGCGAAGUGGAAAAAUAUGAGAGUGAAACUAACACCGACUUUUACUUCGAGAAAAAUGAAGAUGAUGUUCCAGACUUUGGCCGAUUGUACGCACGGCCUUAAGGACAUUAUGGAUGAAGGUGCAUCAAGUGGUAGUCCUGUCGAUAUUAAGGAAAUUCUAGGACGUUUCACAACUGAUAUUAUUGGAUCAGUGGCUUUCGGUCUUGAAUGUAACAGUCUCAAAGACCCAAACACUUUAUUCAGAAUGUACGGAAAAAAGAUUUUUGAACUAAGUACAGGACGCAGACUUCAUCUCUUUCUGCAGUUCAUCUUACCAGAGCGUGUUCUACAUGCAAUGAAAUUCAAAGUAACACCAUCUGAUGUUGAGACGUUUUUCAUGAAAGUUAUUCGAGACACGGUCGGUUAUAGAGAAAAAAAUAACGUGUAUAGAAAGGACUUCUUGCAUAUGCUGAUACAACUGAAAAAUCGUGGCACAGUGACAGAUGAUGAAAAAAUAACGGAAGACAAUGGUAAAACUGGAGAAAAAGCUUUGACAAUGAAUGAACUUGCAGCUCAGUCGUUUGUAUUUUUCGCCGCUGGGUUUGAAACGUCUUCAACAACUGUGACUUUUGCUUUGUUAGAAUUAGCGCUUAAUCAAGACAUUCAACAAAAACUCAGAGAAGAAAUAAACACAUGCCUUGCCAAAUCUAACGGCGAAUUAACUUACCAAGCUAUUAUGGAAAUGACCUACAUGGACAAGGUUUUGCAAGAAACUCUAAGAAAGUAUCCUCCUGUACCAUUUCUAACCCGCCGUUGUACAAAAGACUACACUAUUCCUGAGACUUCCAUCAAACUCCGAAAAGGAGACCAUGUUGGUAUCUCCGUUGUAGGCAUACAAAAUGAUCCUGAGUAUUAUCCUGAUCCUGAAAAAUUCGUCCCGGAACGAUUCAAUGAAGAAAAUAAAAAUUCGAGACAUCCUUUCACGUGGAUGCCUUUCGGUGAAGGACCAAGAAUUUGUAUUGGUUUACGCUUUGGUAUGUUACAAAGUAAGGUCGGACUUGCCGCUCUUUUGAAAAAUUACAAAAUAACGUUAAAUUCGAAGACGAAAAUGCCCAUAGAAAUGGAGAAAUCGUCUUUCAUUACAUCGGUAAACGGAGGUGUGUGGUUGAACGUUGAGAAGCUGAGUUAAAAAAUUAUUAAUACCAAAGAAGAAAUAUACAAUACAUAGUUAUUUAAUUGUGUUCUUUUGACUAUCUAUUUUUAUCCUAACAAUCUGUACCUAAAGCUGAUUUAUCUGUAAAAUAAAGAAAACAAUGAAACUCAA